UCCCCGAGGACGACGACGACGACUCUACAAACAACCCCGGUGGUGGGAGCCAGGACCGGUCCGAAGGCGAGGGCGAGGACGAGGACGUGCCCGAGGACGAGCUGCGCGCCCGCCUGCGCGCCCUGGGCCUGCCCGCCGCGCUCUUUGGCGAGCAGCACCGCGCCCGCCUGCGCCGCCUGCGCCUGGCCUCGGGCGCCCCCAUCCCCACCACGCUACCGCCCGUCCAGGAGCGGCUGAUGAAGCUGGACGGCAAGGUGCCCGGGUCCAAGGAGGGGAGGAGGAUGCUGGCGCGCCAGCUUACGAGCUACUUCAACAUGGUGCUGGCGCACUGGCAGCUGACGCUGCAGAAGGAGGGGCACACGCCCGGCACCAAGGAGUACAGCAAGAUGGUGCAGAGCCGCGACACGCUGAGGCCGCUCUUCCGCAAACUAGAAAAGCACGAGCUCGACGACAGCAUAUUGACGGCGGUGGUGGAGAUUAUCAAGGCGGCGCAGGAGAGGCGCUACGUCGACGCCAACGACGGGUACCUCCGCCUCAGCAUCGGCAAGGCCGCGUGGCCCAUCGGCGUCACCAUGGUGGGCAUCCACGAGCGAAGCGCCCGGGAGAAGCUGCACAACGGCGAGAGGGGUCACGUCAUGGGAGACGAGGUCACGCGCAAGUACCUGCAGAGCAUCAAGCGCAUGUUGACGUUUGCCCAGACGAGGUGGCCGCCCGAAGACCUCAACCAGCUCAUGGGCUAAUUUGGGUUGCCUUGUUACCUUGGGUACCGAAUUGUAUGGACACCGCAUGUAUGUCGAUUGCAGCAAGCAGAAUUUUCAGGUCAGCGAAAAAGUGUAUUAUGCCGACCCCCUCCUGCUGAAAACCCUCCUCCUUCGGAAAUAACACAGGCAGAGCAGCUCAUAGCUAAGGCUCAGAAUAUGAGUGGCCGUUUACACUCUUCACACGUACGCAAUGUCCCUCGCUCGUCGUGCUCAAGAGUUCCUUGCUAUCGUUGCCGCCGCCUGGAGAAGCCGGGAAGGGUCAAGCAGCCAUAGGAGGCGUUUCCUCGUACCAGUCGUCUGUCACGGUGACCAUGGAGGAAGCCACAGGCGCCCCAGCGAGGACCCUUCGUUGAUUCCUAAUCUCGAGGUCGGCGCUCAUGAGGUUCAUGCGCCUGAGCCGCUCGGCGGCCUCUCGCUCGUAAGCCAGAACUGUGUUGAUAGCCGCCGCCUGCAUCUGAGCUCGUGGCCGUGCUGUUGUUGUUAUCACCAUCUCAAGGCACAUUCUUGUUAGUCGUAUAGAACGUAGACGCCCGUAAUCAAGACACGACCGGCAGUAGGGUAUAUAAGCAACUCCUCACCUUGUCCA
Messenger RNA from Gaeumannomyces tritici R3-111a-1, 1347 nucleotides. RefSeq lists its product as hypothetical. Gene Ontology annotation, cellular component: U5 snRNP; U2-type post-spliceosomal complex; U4/U6 x U5 tri-snRNP complex. Gene Ontology annotation, biological process: RNA splicing; generation of catalytic spliceosome for second transesterification step. The transcript has 2 exons. The record is from RefSeq and is a predicted model, not a curated record. NCBI's taxonomy places the organism in Eukaryota, Fungi, Ascomycota, Sordariomycetes, Magnaporthales, Magnaporthaceae. Bases 237 to 740 code for a protein of 167 amino acids.